AUGGCAACCAUUUCAAGGAAAGAGGCUGAUCAGUUCAUCAAAAAUCUGCGAACGAAAACUGGAGGGAUAACCCAAGAUGAUCGAGAUUUCUUGAAAAAGCAUGAUAGGCUUGAUUUACUGGAGGUGAUACUCACCCUCAGACGGAGAUUAGGGGCGUCGACAAGAACGCUUGCUACCAAUCUGUACGCCAAAGAUACUCGAUUCGUUUUCGAGCUUAUUCAAAAUGCGGAAGACAACAAAUACUCGAUCGCUGAGAGCGCUCUCGAAGACCCCUUUCUUUCGUUCACUCUGGAACGGGGCCAAAUCAUCAUUGAUUCGAAUGAGGAUGGGUUUACAGAACAGAAUAUACAAGCUAUUUGCUCCGUCGGCGAGAGUACAAAGGCUAACAGUCAGGGUUAUAUUGGCGAGAAGGGCAUUGGCUUCAAGUCUGUCUUCAAAGUUGCUCGGAAAGUUCAUGUUCAGUCCGGCCCGUUUUCCUUCUCAUUCGAGUACAACCAUGAUGAUGAUGAAGCGGGUCUCGGGAUGGUCACGCCAAUACUUGAAGAGCAUCCUAAACUCCCGGAGUCAGUGAGGACCCGCAUGAUAUUGUCCCUCAGCGAAGACUGCGACUGGCAAGCACUACGAGGUGAAUUUCUGGGUUUGCCGGACACUCUGCUGCUCUUCCUGAAGAAAUUAAAGAAGCUCAAAAUCGCUGUACCUGGACGGGGCUUUGGGGGAUACACUGAAAGCAUUGAGUACGAAUUGACGUCCUCGCGUCACCGCGCCAGCAUCACCAAACGGAUGCUGAACCCCGACUCCAUCCAGAAGCAAGAUUAUUGGAUCACGAAAAGAGAAGUGAAUGACAUGCCUAGAGACAAUGCUCGCAGAAAUAUCACUCGCAGCGAAGUCCUCCUUGCUUUCCCGCUGGACGAUCAAGAUAUUCCUAUUAUUGAAGUACAGCAUGCGUUUGCAUUUCUUCCUCUGCGAAAGGCUGGAUUCAAGGCGAUCGAAAUGCACUCAAAGCUUCAGGCUGUCAUGGCGCUCCGGAUUGUUCCUCUGAGCACUGGCAACUGGGCGAGCCCCCAAAAUGCAAGCAUAUACUUCCCGUUCUCGGAAGGAGUCGAGAUUCCAGAUGAUCUGCCUCUGAGCCUGGUUGAUACACUUUCACUGAGCAAUGAGAGCCGGAAGGUCCUAUUUACACGCCUUGGGAUUACCGAAUGUAAACCGGAGCUUGUAUUCCCGCUCAUCAACCAGCAAUACCAGCGUGCUGGCACAACUCGAUCACAAGCCCUGUCACACAUUAAGUUUGUUUUUUGGCAUAACAGAUAUCUCCAACCGAACCAGCUAGGAUCCAUUCGUAUUCCACCGCAAUUUGGAAACCAUUGGCUUGACAUCAACAGCAGCAGCGUGGGUAGGUGGGCCUAUUGUCCUCGCUCCGAACAUGCCUAUUCAAUGUACAAAGUCCUUGAAUCCACGAUGCCGGCUGAGUUGGAACAGAAGACCUUCUUUCCAACCAUUUCUUGCUACAAGAUGCUCGAACAACUUGAGCGUCGCCACAACUUGACAGGCAUUGAGUGGUUCAGAGGAUUCAUCGAAGCCAAGGAGACACCUCAAUUUAGUAAGAGGAACAAGACAAAGGUUUUAUCCGCUGAGAUAAAAUACGUGGUGGAUCAUUCGAGCCAUUUCUUGCUCGGUGCGCUUGAAGCCUGCCAGAGUCAAUAUCCGCCGCAGUCAUCGACGGAAGCUUACAGCUACUUCAAACAGGCGUUGGUCCCUAUACUUCGCUCCGAACAACGCAGGCCACUUAAGGAUACACGACUCCCUUUACCUAAACUUCGCAGCAUCGUAGCUCGACUUGGGCUAGAAGAGGGGUUUGGGUUCUGCGCGGAGCUUGAAGGAAUUACGGAUGAUGAAAUCACUAAAUGGAAAUUUCUUAGUACGUUUGGAGUCAUCGUCGAUGAGGAUGUAUCCUUCUGGAUUGCGCUUCUGGAUCAGGCUCGGAUUCAAUCCACUGAACCCAGAGUCAUCUUCGAGAUCUAUUCAAACUUGCAGAGGUACUUCGAAGAUGGUGACUGGGGAAAAAUUGCAAAUGCCUUCGGGGGUGGAGAUAAAGUCUUCAUUCCUUCAGGAAUGCCUGACGGCCGCCCUUGUUGGACUACGUUGGAGACCUGCGUAUGGGAUGCCCCAGAUUGGUUCUCAUUUAAGAAUCGACUCGAAGCCAUUGAUGGAUAUCAAACAUUGCACAUCCUUUUCGGCCUAACCCUUGGGGUAGAAAGCGCGAGUGUUGAUGACUUUCUGGCCAACUUGGGUCACAUCAAGGAAGCCACGGGAAAUAUGCCGGAAGAGGAAUCGAAGAUCCCUUUGCUGUACCAAGAGCUCAGCAAAGAGUCGAAGGAAGCAGACACUGCCAAGGAUGCCAUCAGAUCCCAAUUCGAAAGCGACCAGCUGGUUUACCACCCUCAAACCCGAUCAUGGCAUGCACCAUCAGCGUGCAUUUGGGCUGAAGAACGGAUCCAUCUCCCAGGCAAGGUCUCUAUUGCGACCGCAUAUAAAGGGCACACUUCCUUUUUCUGCAGCCUUUUGAAAGUGCCGAAGCCGGACCUGGAUAUGCACAUAGCCGCUCUCCAACAGAAGACACUGCACAAUCCUGAUAGACAGAGCAUCCUGGAGGAGGUAAUCAACAUCUGUGCUUUAGGUCCAACCCCACACGCACUCGAAAGCCUUUCUGCGACCAAAUGUUUUCCGGUUAGGCGUAGCUUGGGGGCCGUCGAAUGGGUCAACCGGGAGCACCAAUUCGUAGUCGUUGACCGGAAUGAACUUGCCGAGCUCUUUGCUGGAAAGGCCGACAUGCUUGACUACUCGUUGGAAGAAUCCCACAGCAUUAAGCCGUUCCUGCUGGGUAUGGGCCUGCAAAAUCGCUCCAUAUCCCGCAUGGUGAAAGAAAAGACUACCGUCCAAGGAGGGUCUCCCGCGCCUGAGCUUACACGAAAUCUGAGGAAGAUAGCAUACGCGAUAUUUCGUUACGCUGCCCAUUUUGGAGGCAGAUCGACGCAACAGGAGCCUGCAGCUGCAUACGAGCGUCUACAGACUAUGGAGAUCCUUACGAGUGACGGUAUCUCGCAAUCUGUUUCACUUCCUCCCCAUGGACCAUCGUCUACCGUUCAGACUGAUCAUGCAUAUUUCCAUCUCGACCACCAGGAAAAUGUCUUGAAGCUCUACGUUCCCAAGGACAAGGAGGACAGGGAGAUUUGCCUUUCGACCGAACUUCCCAUAGCGCUACUUAAACACCUUGGCGUCGAAGACCAUGAGCAAGGAAGGGCCCUUGGAACCGUCAUCACGGCAUCUUCGCUUUCUGUGGUAGAGAAGAUCCUUGAGCACCAGGGUAUAAUCAGUGUCGAAGGCAUUACUCGGCCGCAGGAAGAGCUGUCGCCCGAGCCAGAGGCACGCGAGACGGUUUCUACACCCAUCAGCAGGCUCUUGUCUCGUUCAGAGACUCCUUCGACCCUAGCAAGCGGGAUACAGUCACCUUCGGAGACUCUGUGGCGUCGCGGUGCGGGCUUGCACUCGACACCCGAUCCAGUACCGUCUGAUUGGGACGACGAUGUGUUCUCGACACCAGGAACGUCUGUAUAUGGUGUGCCGCCGGGCCGCCCUGAGCGCCUCACCCUCUACCGAGACCUCCUGGACGGUGUGAUUCGACAGGCAGCAAACCUAUCUGACCUACCAGUGGCAGGACAGAUUCUGCAAUCGCCUUCAGUUCCACAUAUGGUUGCAACGUGGGAUGCCAUUGCCUCAUCAUACUUCAUGGAAACGGAUUUCAAGAUCGGGGUCGCUGGGGAACUUUUCGUGUUCGAAUUAUUGCAAAGCCUCGGCCUACCAGAUUUUGGACGCCACAACUGGCAGAGCACUAUACGUGGUCGAGCGAAGGUACAUAAACGCUACUCAGAUAUUCAGAACUGGGCCGGCUCCGAAACUGCGGAUAUUGUCUAUCAAGACCGAGAUUGCACACUCACGAAGUUGCUGGUUGAAAAGGGAUAUCUGCGAGCCGAUGUCUGGGCUGACCAUUCGCCAGAAUAUUACAUCGAAGUCAAGACGACUGUAUCGACUCUCAAAACGCCAUUCUAUUGUAGUCAAUUGCAGUAUGAUCGAAUGGAAACAAUGAGGUUGGUCGGGAACAUCGCGUCGGAUAAGAUCUAUCUGGUUGCGAGAGUCUUUGCACUUGGCGAUUCUGGCAUGGGAUUGAAGCUGUAUUUGGAUCCAGCGACGCUCCGAAGCGAGAGGCAGUUGGACUUCAGAGCGGAGAAAUACAGUGUGACACCGUUGGCGUAGACAUGGCGCAGAUCUUUCGGAUUAAAUGUCGGAUGAAAUCUAGGGUAUUUUUGGGUUUUCUUUAUGAAAUAUAU
Molecule: messenger RNA, 4382 nt
Organism: Eremomyces bilateralis CBS 781.70
Lineage: Eukaryota; Fungi; Ascomycota; Dothideomycetes; Eremomycetales; Eremomycetaceae
Exons: 7
Coding region: 1-4308 (1435 amino acids)
Source: RefSeq, a predicted model, not a curated record